AUGCCGGCAUCUGCAGGACCCUGCUACGAUGAGCUCGUCGCUCCCCUCUACUCCUCAUCCAUCGGUGCCUCCUCCAGAUACAACAUCUUCUACUCGGCCAGCUUUGCCCGGCUGCACAGCACCAGUGGCUGGUCCCCUGACCCCCGGGACAAACAGCCCUGGCUCCAGAUCGACCUGAUGCAAAAGCACCGGAUAAAUGCGGUGGCCACGCAGGGGACCUUCAACACCUACGACUGGCUGACACGCUACAUUGUGCUCUAUGGAGACCACCCCACCAGCUGGAAACCCUUCUUCCAGCAGGGCAGCAACUGGACAUUCUUCGGGAAUGUGAACGAGAGUGGGGUGGUGCGGCACAACCUGCACUACCCCAUCCUUGCACGCUACGUCCGCAUCAUCCCGGUGGCCUGGAACCCGCGCGGGAAGAUUGGGCUGCGCCUGGGCCUCUACGGCUGCCCCUACCGGUCCCACGUGCUCUACUUUGAUGGGGAUGACGCCAUCUCCUACCGCUUCCGGGCUAAGAGGAUCAGCACUCUUGAGGAUGACAUCUCCUUCAACUUCAAGACACUGGAGCAGGACGGGGUGCUGAUGCAUGGGGAGGGCUCGCAGGGUGACUACAUCACGGUGGAGCUCAAGCAGGCCCAGCUCCUCCUGCACAUCAGCUUAGGCAGCAGCCCGCUGCAUGCCAGCGAGGGCCACACGACGGUGGCAGUGGGCAGCCUCCUGGAUGACCAGCACUGGCACUCACUGCACAUCGAGCGCUACGGCCACCACGUCAACCUGACGCUGGAUGGGGAGGUCAAACGCUUCCGCUGCCAUGGCACUUUCAGCCAGCUCGACCUUGACACCGAGAUCUUCUUUGGGGGGGUGAUCGACCAGGACAAGCAGCACCUCACCUACCGGCAAAACUUCCGGGGCUGUGUGGAGAACAUCAUCUUCAACGGGGUCAACAUCGCCGACCUGGCCCGGCACCGGAGACCCAACAUCCGCUUUGAGGGCAGCGUGGGCCACUACUGCCAGGACCAGCUGAACACCCCCAUCACCUUCGCCGGCAUCAACAACUACGUGCGGGUGCCGGGGAUCCCACGGAGGAACCGCCUGGCCGUCAGCUUCCGCUUCCGCUCCUGGGACACCGCCGGGCUUCUGCUCUACACCAGCUUCGCCGACCGCCUGGGCUCCCUUGAGGUGGUGCUAAGUGAGGGGCAGGUCAAUGUCUCCAUCGCACAGCCUGGCAAGAAGAAGCUGGAGUUUGCUGCAGGGCAUCGCCUGAACGACGGCUUCUGGCACUCGGUGCAGCUGGUGGCGCGGGACGGCUCAGCCGUGGUGACCAUUGAUGAUGACGACGGCGCCGAGUUUCGGGUGGCGCACCCCUUCCAGCUCCGUACCGGCAGCCAGUACUUCUUCGGAGGCUGCCCCAAGCCCGCCUCGGUCACUGGCUGCCGGUCGAACCAGACAGCCUUCCACGGCUGCCUGCAGAUGCUGAACGUGGACCUGCAGCCUGUGGAUGUGGAGCUGCUGGUGCAGCACCGGCUGGGGCAAUACUUCAACGUCCUCUUCAACGUUUGCGGCAUCACGGACAGGUGCACCCCCAACCUGUGCGAGCACGACAGCCGCUGCGUCCAGUCCUGGGACGACUUCAUGUGCAUCUGCGACCUGACGGGGUACAAGGGGGAGACCUGCCACAAAUCCCUUUACAAGGAGUCGUGCGAUGCUUACCGGGUCAGCGGGAAAACCUCAGGGAACUACACGAUUGACCCAGAUGGCAGUGGGCCGCUCAAGCCCUUCACGGUGUAUUGCGAUAUCCGAGAGGACCGAGCGUGGACCAUCAUCCGGCACAACCGUCACUACGCCACGCGGGUGACAGGCUCCAGUGUGGACCAGCCCUAUCUGGGGGCCGUGGAGUACUGGAACGCCUCCUGGGCUGAGGUCUCGGCACUGGCAAAUGCCUCUGAGUACUGCGAGCAGCGCAUCGAGCUCCACUGCUACAGCUCCCGCCUGCUCAACACCCCCUCUGGGCUGCCCUUCAGCUUCUGGAUGGGCCGACAUGAUGAGCGGCACUACUAUUGGGGGGGCUCACGGCCGGGCAUCCAGCGCUGUGCCUGCGGGCUGGACAAGAACUGCGCUGACCCCAAGUAUUUCUGCAACUGCGACGCUGACCAUGCACUGUGGAGGACGGACAAGGGUCUGCUGACCUUCGUGGACCACCUGCCCGUCACCCAGGUUGUAGUCGGAGACACCAACCGCUCCGGCUCUGAAGCCCAGUUCCUGCUGGGGCCCCUGCGGUGCUAUGGAGACCGCAACACCUGGAACACCGUCUCCUUCAACAGGGGUGCAGCCCUGCUCUUCCCCACCUUCCAAGCCAACCACAGCCUCGACAUCUCCUUCUACUUCAAGACCACCGCCCUGUCCGGUGUCUUCCUAGAGAACCCCGGUUCCCGAAACUACAUCCGCAUUGAGCUCAACACCACCAGGGAUGUGGUGUUUGCCUACGACAUCGGGAACGGGGAUGAGAACCUGACGGUGCGGUCGGUGGUGCCCUGGAACGAUGAUGAGUGGCACCAGGUGAAGGCUGAGCUCAACGUCAAGCUGGCGCGGCUGCGGGUGGACAAGCUGCCCUGGGUAGUGCGGCCGGCCCCCCCGCAGAGCUUCGUCCACCUGAACUUCGACAGGCCCCUCUACGUCGGCGCAGCAGAGCACAAGAUGCGUCCGUUCCUGGGGUGCCUGCGGGCGCUGCGGAUGAAUGGGGUGACGCUCAACCUGGAGGGCAAAGCCAACGAGACGGAAGGCGUGCGGGUCAACUGCACCGGCCACUGCCAGGACCCGCCGGUGCCCUGCCAGAACAGCGGGCUCUGCGUCGAGCGCUACAGCCACUACAGCUGCAACUGCAGCAUCUCCGCCUUCGAUGGGCCCUUCUGCAACCACGACAUCGGCGGCUACUUCGAGGAGGGCACCUGGGUGCGGUACAACAUCCUGCCGAUGUCGCUGUACGCCGCCCGCGAGUUCGCCAGCAUCAUCAGCAGCCCCUGGCAGCCCCUGCCCGGCUACAACCUCACCAGUGAGGAGGUCAGCUUCAGCUUCAGCACCACCUCAGCGCCUGCCGUGCUGCUCUACGUCAGCUCCUUCGUCAGGGACUACAUGGCCGUGCUCAUCAAGGACGACGGGAGCCUGCAGCUGCGCUACCAGCUGGGCACCAGCCCCUAUGUCUUUGCCCUCACCACCAAGCCAGUGACGGACGGGAGGCCCCACCAUGUCAACAUCACCCGCCUGCACCGCACGCUGUACACCCAGGUGGACUAUCUCCCUGUCAUGGAGCAGCAGUUCUCCCUGUUCGUGGACAGCAAGCUGGACUCGCCCAAAAACCUGUACCUGGGGCGUGUGAUGGAGACUGGCGUGAUCGACCCCGAGAUCCAGCGCUACAACACACCCGGCUUCUCAGGCUGCCUCUCAGGGGUGAAGUUUAACAGCCUCGUCCCCCUCAAAGCCAUCUUCCGCCCCACCAGUGUCGUGCGGCCCUACAGCAUCCGGGGGGAGCUGGUGGAGUCGAGCUGUGCCUCCAUGCUCCCCCUCACCACCAUCCUCAUCCCUCCUGAGAUGGACCCCUGGUACAUGGGCACAGAGUUCCCCCACGUGCACGAUGAUGGCUGGAUGGGGAUCAUCAUUGGGUUUGUGACCUUCCUGCUCCUGCUGCUCGGGGGGCUGCUGGUGCUGCUGUACUUUUACUACCACCGCUACAAGGGCUCCUACCACACCAACGAGCCCAAGGCCAUCCAGGACUACGGCAGCGCUGCCAAACCGCUGUCGGUGCGCAAGGACCAGAACCUGCCCCAAAUCCUGGAGGAGGCGAAAGGGGACUAG
This is a messenger RNA of Haliaeetus leucocephalus (bald eagle), 3852 nucleotides long. RefSeq names its product contactin associated protein 1 (gene CNTNAP1). The record is from RefSeq and is a predicted model, not a curated record. Lineage: Eukaryota; Metazoa; Chordata; Aves; Accipitriformes; Accipitridae. The transcript is spliced from 24 exons. The coding region runs from base 1 to 3852 and encodes 1283 amino acids.